This is a messenger RNA of Pyricularia pennisetigena, 360 nucleotides long. RefSeq lists its product as uncharacterized. Bases 1 to 360 code for a protein of 119 amino acids. NCBI's taxonomy places the organism in Eukaryota, Fungi, Ascomycota, Sordariomycetes, Magnaporthales, Pyriculariaceae. The transcript is spliced from 2 exons. The record is from RefSeq and is a predicted model, not a curated record.
AUGUUGAACGCCGUAGCCCAAGAUUUCAGGGAGCAUCCCGACUCGGUGGAGCUUCCCUGGGGCGAGAAUCAGGACGCGCACGCGGGCGCGAGACGAGAUUUGCUAUUUUCGAGCUUCUACACUACAUCCUGGACCACAAGACUGUGGAGCACCAAAUAUAAGCAGAAUGAUGCGGGAAAUCACGACGGCAAGGCGGACAAUACGCACUUCUCGUGUCUGGUCAUAUAUCUCGACAAACGCUUCCUCAUGAGCUCGGCCCUUGUUCCUGAACGAGGGAGGUUUUCAGCGACCCCGGCCCAGCAAAAAUUGCGUCGCCUCACAUCCGAGGACACAGCGGAGACCACGGAAAUGGUUAAAUAG